AUGGCUCCCACCCCUCCCCGAUUAAGAAUUCUAUCAGUCGGCGGGAAUGCUGUUUCUGCUUUCCUGUCAUGGAGGCUUCAAGCCACCAACGCUUGCGAUGUGACACUGGUGUGGAAGUCUGGAUUUGAUGCUGUAUAUCAAUACGGAAUAUCAUUCAAAUCUACAUCUUUUGGCAACGAACGAUUCAAACCACGGCAUGUUGUUCGCACACCCGAAGAAGCCGCAAGUAAUAAAGAUGGGCCUUUCGACUACGUCCUACUUUGCGUAAAAGCUCUACCAGAUGUAUACGAUCUCGCGGCGGUCAUUGAAUCUGUCGUCACACCACAACACACAUGCAUAUUAGUCAACACUACACAUACUUUGGGUGUCGAGGCCCAUCUCGAAUCGAGGUUUCCAAGCAAUGUUGUAUUAUCACUCGUCUCAGGGGCUGAGAUAGUGCAAUUGGGAGCAAGCGAAUUUGAGCAUAAAGGUUCCACCGAGAUAUGGGUUGGACCAGCAAAUAAAAACCCUUCGAUGCCUAGCACUAUUCAAGGAGAUAUGGCUGAGGCAUUGGCAAUGACUUUGAGUGGUGGACAAGUGGACUGUCAUGUUUCCACGAACAUAAGGCAACAACAGUUUGAAAGGAUGAUUGGACCCAUAGCUUUUCAUCCACUGAGCGUACUCUUCGAAACGUCAUCUCACUCUGCUUUGCUCGAGAAAGUUGGCGUGAGAUCGAUGAUCUCGGAAUUAUUUGACGAAUUGAUCAACCUUGCCGAAGCACAAGAUUGUUCAUUUCCCCCGAAUUUCAAAGAAAAAAUUAUGGAGGAAAUGACAAAACCUUCCGAAGCUAACAGUAUAAUGUACCAAGACUAUGCUGCAAAGCGGCCGAUGGAGGUCGAGACGUAUCUUGGAUCUCCCAUAAAACUCGCUCAACUUGUUGGAGUCAAGGUACCUCGCAUAGAGACUCUCUACCCAAUCCUCCACAAUCUCAACAUUGUCAAUCAACAGAGGAAAGAUACCGGCCUAACGCCUCUGGCUUCUCCUAUGGCUCCUCCCAUGAGAAUGUCUUCUGCUCCUCCCCCUAGACCUAUGAUGAACGGAGGUCCACCCAAUGGCGCCGGAAGAGGGAGAGGGCGUUCACCUUCUAUGGGUCACCCUCCGCCGGGUAUGCGACGCGGACCAGGCGGGCCACCAAAUGGUUUUGGCCGACCACCACCUCCAAAUGGAUUCCCCCAAUCGCGAAACCAGUCGAGGCGAGGGUCGCUGGAAGGUAAUGAUCUCGAAGAAUUUAGUCACUUGGUUCUAUAUGACGAUAUUCCCGAAGGUGGAGAAGCACCUUAUCCCGCUGAAGGUGGUGGUGAUGUUGCCCUAAGAGAACGCGAAUUAAUGCUUAGACAACGCGAGCUUGCUCUUCGAGAGCAGGAGAUGCGCAUACGUCAAGGCGGACCUCCUCCUAGAUCUCGCCGUGGUCCACCUACACCUUCAGUGCGAAAUGGAGGAUUCGACGAUGACGACGAUGACGACUAUUACGUAGACCCUGCAGACGCUCCUCCCGUACCUCUGAUUGAUCCCGACAAUUUUGAUAUGAUGAGCGUUACAUCGCGUCGAAAUCGCGCGAAGGCUGCGCCGACAAAACAACAAAUGCGUGCUAACCCCGAAUACGAUAAUGCUCCACCUCGUCGAGGCGGUGGAUUUCUGCGUGGUAACACCCCUCGGAAUCGUUCUAGCGCGAGAAUAAUAAGUCAGGUGCCUGGCUUACACGACAAUCUAAUGGAUGAUCCUUUAAUGGCAUAUUCAUCCAAUCGAUAUGGUACUGUGGAUCGACAAACAAUGGGUAUGGAUUCAAGGACAAAUUCAUUAACAGCUGCUCGACUGGACGAGUUACAGUUUGGAUCAUCUGGUCCACCUACCCAUGGACAGGGUGGUCCAUAUCCAACGACAAGGCGAGCAAGUCAAUCGCCCGGAAAUCCAUAUAGUCCGCAAGCACAGAGAGGAAAUGGGAGACCUUCACCACCGAAUGGGUAUAUGGGAGGGCCUGUGAAUGGUAGACCCUCACCUCCAGGAGGUAUGAGGCAGCCUGCACCUCGGCAUCCACCGGGGCAGGGGAAUAUGGUUGCACCGCAACAGGUUGAGCAAUAUGCUGGGGUGAGCGCCCUCCAUCCACCAAAAGGUCCUGUGAACGUGCGAAGUCUGACCGGAAGUGCUAGCGCUAGCGCAGGUAGUGGUGACAGCGGCGCCAGCGCCACCCUCGACUCCGAACCAUCUGCAAACAGCAGUCAAAGUAGCCUCGGGCCACGUCCACCCAUGGGGGUGAGGUAG
Molecule: messenger RNA, 2298 nt
Organism: Sclerotinia borealis F-4128
Lineage: Eukaryota; Fungi; Ascomycota; Leotiomycetes; Helotiales; Sclerotiniaceae
Source: the annotation of a GenBank genome assembly